Molecule: messenger RNA, 2994 nt
Organism: Numida meleagris (helmeted guineafowl)
Lineage: Eukaryota; Metazoa; Chordata; Aves; Galliformes; Numididae
Gene: CENPI
Product: centromere protein I
Exons: 21
Coding region: 713-2968 (751 amino acids)
Cellular component (GO): kinetochore
Source: RefSeq, a predicted model, not a curated record
GGGGCAGCGCCGGGGCCUUGGCUGCUGGGGAACGCUGGGAGUGCUGUGGGAGCCCGGGGAGAGCCUCUUGGGGAAAGGGCCUCCGUGCUCGGCUGGGGAGGGAGAGGGGGUUCUCCUGGCAGGAGCUCCCACCGCGUCAGAGCCCCGCGGUUAGCUCUGAGGGCACGGCAGUGUGCCGGCUGCCGCGCUCCCCUCCUGAAGCAGCUGUCAGCUGUGGGCACGAGUGCCCCGUGUCUGCCCCAGCCACUGUCACGGUGCUUCGGAAGGGAUCUGGGCCGCAGGCGGGCGGGGAUCUAUUCGUGGGGUGCUGUGUGCAGCAGCAGCGAAAAACGAAGGCGAAAAAGUGGUGAAAAAUGCCGCUUCUCGCGGUUGUAUUUCAGGCGGAGCUCGGCAGCGUUGGUAGCUCUUGUGCUUCGCUUGGGUCCUUACCAUUUAUUUUUUAAAAUCCUCCCUGUUACGUCGAGAUAGACCGUGAGAAUCUAAUUCCUGUAGAACAGGAAGAAGAGUGUUAUGAUCCUUUAAAAGCUGUGCCUCAGCUUUCAGGAAAUAACGGUCUGUUGGCUGACUGCGUUGGCGUAUAUGGAAACUUGCUCUCUGUUGCGCUCUUUGACACUUGGGUGUUGAUCCGUUUUCUUCCCCCUUUGUAAUGAAGGACCAGAAUCCACUUGACAAAUGAGUGAAAUUCUCCAGUCUCAGCUGAGAGUCUGAAAAGAUGCAACGAAGACGGAGUUCUAAGCACUCAAAGCGGCCUCUGCAAGUUCACCACAGCAAUCAGACUGAUCUCUCUGCCUGGCGAAAAGGAGGGACAGCUGAUACUGAAAAAAGUGUCCAGAAUCGUCAGUCUCUGAGUGAUGAGAAAAAUGACAAUGAGCAGGACUCCCUUGAGCAAGCUCUGAGCUACUUUGAGAAAGUUCAAGAUCGAGUUUCACUGAAAAAGAGUGAAGUUCUGCAGAAACACUUGUCUGCUGUGGAAAGCAUUGCCCUGAAAAGAGGUUUACCCCCUGAAGGAUUUGAUGUAUUGCUAGAUGUGGCGCUCAGUGGCAAACUUGCCAAUACAGUGAAUACUCGUUUACUGAAGAGCCUGAUCCCAGCCUCAGUAAUACCAGAAAGUUCCAUUGUUUCCUCUGUAUCUUGGCUCUGUGUCAGCAAAUGCUCAAGCAACAUCCAGCUGCUUUUUCUAAGGUGGUUGAUCACAAUGUUUGACUUCAUUGAUCGCAAGGAACAAGUUCAUGCCCUCUAUGGUGUCUUCUUUUCCUUCCUGAAUAACGAGAAGUUGUGUCCCUACAUCUGCCACGUGCUCUACCUGCUGACCAGGAAAGAAAACGUCAAGCCUUUUCGGGUCAGGAGACUGCUUGAUCUCCAAUCAAAAAUGGGUAUGCAACCUCAUCUGCAGGCUCUGCUAUCACUUUAUAAGCUUUUCUGUCCUGUGCUGGUAUCCAUAACCCUUCCUCAGAAGAUGAAGGCUUAUUUCAAGAAUGCAGACGGCCCCUGGAAAGCAGCAGUCAACGCUGUAAGGCAGAGAAACCAGGCCAAUUCUACAGUGUCCCAGCCACUGCUUUUAGGCACAGCUCAACCUCGGUCACGAAAAAGAAAAUGGAAUACCCAGUUGAUUGUACCUGCAAGCAGCGCCAACGCACACAAUUUAGUAGUGGGUGGGAAAAAAAGCCGUGUUGAUUCAUACAAUUCAAAUGAAUCUUUUCCAGUGGAGCAGCUGCGGACCUUUCCCCAACUCCUACAAAAUAUCCACCGCCUGGAGUUUCCUUCCCAGAUGGGUUCAGUGCUUAAAAACCCAUUGUUGCUUCACUACAUGAACUGCAGCAAAGAUGAAUCUGUUUAUCUGAGGCUCUACUACUGGAUGGGACAGACUCUUCAGGAAGAGUGUACCUGGUGUGUAGUUGAUAAUAACCAAUAUGAAGAAGAAUUCAAAGGCUUCCUGGAAACUGUCCACACGGCAGAGUGUUUCUUGCAGGAGGGAUUUCCUUCCUGUGAAGAGUUCCUGUACAGGAGUCUUCCUCUCUGGGAUGGCGUUUCCUGCCGAUCACAAAUCCUCAGGCUUGUGAGUUGGAUCCCCCUCAGUACUUUCUCCGAAAUGAAGUCACAACUCUGCGAUCCCCUGGCACAGCUCUUCUUCACAUCAUCCCUUUACUUCAAGUGCAGCGUUCUGGAGAGUCUGAAAGAGCUGUUACAGAACUGGUUAAACUGGCACGUGGUUCAGCUGGAUUCAGAGUCUGAUUCUCAAUUCAGUUCUUUGAAUACCACCCUUUCUGGGCUAGUGAAUGGGGUGGCUGAACUGAUCAACUUCGUGGGACAGAUUUCUACUGCUGCAUUGCACUUGGAAAAGAAUCAUACCUUCUUGCUGUACUUCAUCCUGGAUUUCUAUGAGACCGUGUGUGACAUGUAUCUGAAGUACAAACUGCCAUUGCUGAUAAUGCCUCCUGCUGGAGUUUUCUACCCAGCAUUGCUCAGCAUGGAUUCUGUCAACUUAAAUCAGCUCUGCUACAUCAUGUACAGAUAUAGAACCAACUUGGUAGCUGCGAAAGAGAACGAGAUGAGUAAAAAGAAAAUACAACAAUUCAAGUUCAGUAGCCAGACGUACCAAGAGUAUAACCAGUACAUAGUAGCCAUGGUGGGUUGUCUGUGGACAUCCAGUGCGUUCCAGAAGGAUAACCAUCCUCAGGGCAUUUGUCUGGAUGAUGAAUUGCUGAAGAAAACUGGAGUGCAGGAAUACAAAAACAGCUUUAAUAUCGUCUACCACCCAGCUCUGAUGUGCUAUGCUGUUGACUUCCUGCAGCAGGCCUGGCCAAAUGAUACCACCUUCAACUUCAGUUUAAUUAAGGGAAAGAAGUGGAACUGGUAUCUGAGAUAUCUCUAUGGGCAAGGUUUAGAGGGCCUGAAGCUCUUUAUUGAAAGCAGUAUCAAUCGUGUUUCCAAGACCUCUCAAAGUAAACCAGAGAAUGAGGAAGUGUGACUCUGGGACUUGCUGGAGCCUUUCUG